GAAGGUGGCAUCAGACCUCUCUCACUCCCUGAGUCUCCCUUCUCUCUACUCCUUCCUGAGUCCUCUCUACUGACACCAUGGGGUGCUGUGGCUGUGGAGGCUGCGGUGGCUGCAGCAGUGGCUGCGGUGGCUGCGGAGGCUGCGGUGGCUGCGGAGGCUGCGGGGGCUGCGGGGGCUGCGGUGGCUGCGGGGGCAGCUGUACCACCUGCAGGUGCUACCGGGUGGGCUGCUGCUCGUCCUGCUGCCCCUGCUGCUGCGGCUGCUGUGGGGGCUGCUGCAGUGUCCCCGUGGUCUGCUGCUGCCACCGCUCCUGUGGGUGCAGCUCGUGUGGGUGCAGCUCGUGUGGGUGCGGCUGCGGGAAGGGCUGCUGCCAGCAGAAGUGCUGCUGCAAGAAGCAGUGCUGCUCCUAAGCAAGUGCUUGGCCUCUGGGGAGGUGCUGCAGGUAACCAUGCUGUAGGUGAAUACUUCCUCCUUCCUUUCUAUCUGUUCCUUUCUGACUUUAAAGUCUCAAGCAUGACCUGAGCCUUGUCACCAACCCAUAGCAAUCUCACAUUUCUGUGGUUUCCAUCAUCCUGCCUGCAUUGAAUAAAUACCAACCAAAGUAAUAAAUGUUCAGUCUCCUCUGUCAAUUACCAUUCAAACCUUGUCCUUGAUAAAAGUGUAUCGAGGCAGCUAAUGUCUUCUUACCUUCCUGAAAUGCCUUUAACUUUGUGUUUAUUUAUGUCCCAUUGUUACGACUGUAUUGUCAUCUCUGUAAAUGCAAAGCAUAAUAAAUUAUGCUAAAUCAGC
This is a messenger RNA of Nyctereutes procyonoides (raccoon dog), 789 nucleotides long. RefSeq names its product small cysteine and glycine repeat-containing protein 7-like. Bases 78 to 410 code for a protein of 110 amino acids. NCBI's taxonomy places the organism in Eukaryota, Metazoa, Chordata, Mammalia, Carnivora, Canidae. The transcript has a single exon. The record is from RefSeq and is a predicted model, not a curated record.